CCGCCGCCCGGUUGGGUUUUCUGUUUGCUUUUUCUUUCAUGAAACAGGGUCAGCAUGAUUCCUGCUCGCCUCUGUGAAGAGGGAAACUUGUGAAACGGCGUGUCCCCUUCGCUCAUGUCACACCCAGCAGCCUCUUGCUUUCAGUGAGGGCAGCAGCGGGCAGCUGGCUGUGGGUGGUUGGGCUGCGGGUUUCUGCUCUGUCACUGCCAGUGCGGUGUGAGAUUCCAGGCAGCCCGGCGAGCGCGGUUUCGCUCUCUGCCACCGCUCAGGGCUGCCAUCAGAAGGGGAGCGCUGGCAGUGCUCGCACCGCUUUCCAUAGCACAAACUGGGAGCGCUCGUCUGGCUGCGGGACUCCAGGAAUGAGCGCGCACAGAGGCUCCGUGUAGCUGCUCCUGCCCAUGCACAGGGUGCCGGCCGCUGGGCGCCUCGCUCUGCCUCCUGCCCUCAGGUCUGGAGCUGCCAACUCCUCUCCAGCCCUGCAGGUAGAGGAGAAUCUGUAACAAGACUGGGAAGGAAAGAGGAGACAAGUUCUCUUUACCAUUCCAUGGGAAAAUAAGCUGGUGGAUUAUCAUCUGGAAACUGUGUGAAGUGCCAAGAUGAACGAUGAGAGGCUGGAGAACCCUGGUCCCUCCCCACUGACUGAAGGUCUGAAGAGAAAGAGAGGAAGACCAAAGAAGCAGCUGCAGGAGGAAGCUGUGGGACCACUGCCAGAGAAAAAGCCACGAGGAAGGCCAAAAGGAAGCAAGAAAGUGAGCAGUGUAACUGGACAAAUGGUAGAACCUCCUGCUGGGAAGAGGCCCCGAGGAAGGCCCCGCAAGUGGGUGAGUGCCGUGCUCGGUCCUUCUCCUCUCGUCCAGCCUCAGCUGGUGAUGCAAGAAAGAGCAUCUCGGGAAGGCAGUCCUCGGGGAAGUGGUGACUUGGAUGCGAACUCGGCGCCUGCCGCACAAGGCAUCGCUGGAAAAGACGGAUUCAAGCCCAGCAAAGCUACGGCUGUUCAGAGGGCUCUGAGCAGCAUCGCCGCCGCAGCUCAGUAGUGUGCCGCCUGCUCACGCCUUGCUGAAGCCAGAGGACAGGAAAGCAAGCAGCAUUCUUACUGCCGUAUUUCAGAUUGCUCUUUGUGAUGAGUUUGGCCAGGCUUUCUCUCCUGUUGUCUGCUGGCUUACCCCGAUUAGUCCCAGCAGGGACGUAAGGGACAAAACAGCAAAUGCCUUCUCAGGGAGAUGCCUUUCUCAGUCUGUAGUAGAUUUUUUGAGGAUAUUAAUCUUUUUUAACAGUACUUCAGUAACAUAGUGCCUUGUGCUGCCACAGGUAGUGAUAGUUCAAUAGGGAGAUAUAUAGUGUUGACUCAGUUAUACAGAUUCAGGAGAGGAAACCUACCUGCAUAGCUCACCAUUGGACUUGCAUCCUACCACCUCUGGUACAUGAUGGAGUGGUCCCAGGAAUUAAAUUUUGUUCAUUUGCUCAUAGGGACUGCAUGUGAAAGACAGAGUCCUUCCCUCACUAUGCCGCAAAGGAGAAAAAAAAAACACCCAAAAACCAACGUGAUGGCGUUUCCAGCUACCUACGGUUGUUGCUCCAGCGGUGACUUGGAUGCUCAGAGGAAAGCUCACACCCCAGCACCUCGGGGAUUGACUCUGAAAUGUUUCUCCUGGUGUUCAUCAGCUCAGGGCCGCCUCCCAUACCUCACUGUUGCCUCGUGGCACAACACCUGAAUUUAACAGCAAUUUUCAGUGAACGGUGUUUACAAAGCUUAGUCACAGCCACUGGAUCUCACCCCUUCCAAGGAGUGCCUGUAAAGAACCAAAGCGACUCAAAGGCUGCUGCUUCGCAGAGCUUCAGGAUGCAACUUCAAUUCCUGUUGCACCUGCACGCAGAAUGUGCUCUGUGGGGUCCUCUAGUGUUGCCGAUGUGCAAAUAAAGGCUGGCUGAUACCGGGCAGACAGCAGCAGCUAGCUGCUCCCACAUCGGGAGAGCCAGCAGCACACGUGUGUCCGCUCGUGCUUCCAGUGUCAGAGUGGAUCUUGCUACGUUUUGAGGAAUGAGGAUAUUUCCGUUAUCCCCUUGCAAACAGUGAAAUCCCGACGGUAUUUUCCAUCUGGUGGAUGCUCUGCCUGCCCAUUAAAGGGAUAAAUUGGGUGCUUCAAUUAUCUUUGACAGGAUGUAAAAUUGGCUAGCUUUACAGUGUUAAAUAUUUAAACAGAACAUAAUUGGCUUUAAAUUUAUGGCAGCUCACAGCAGAAACCCAUGAAAUGGCAGUAUGUAUUGAGCUCAUUUAUUAUCCUUUCAUCAGGUCUGUUUCCUUAGCAGGUAUGUAUUUAACACAGGAAAAUGUCUGCAGGCUUAAGAGUUAAGACGAAGGGCUGACUGGGGAAAGAGAAUAGAAAAAAAACACAUUUUUUCCCCUCCUGGUCACUUUGCCCAGUCUGCCCCGCUCAGCAGUGAUGGGGGCCUGGCCCAGGUGACUCCGUGUUCUCAGGUUUGCCCUUACAGUAGUUUCUUGUGUAUGGAGUUCGGUGGUCUGAGCAGAAAACCACAUCAUGUAAAUCUUUGUGCCUCCUCUGCCCCAUGCCAGGGAAAUCAAGGAUCAAAUGGAUCCCAUGCAGUGACCUAAACCCGCAGCAUGAGGCAUGCUGCUGGGUGUGGAAGCCUGACCACCUCCUGCUGCCUGCUCAAAUCCAGCUGGGACACCACGUGUGCAAGUCUGUCCCUGCAGACUGCUCCUCUGAGUUCAGGUUAGGGAGCUGCUCUUCCUCAGCAGACACAAGUUCAUCUGCAGUUCACAUCAGCAUUCAAAGGGCACUCCAGUCAUCAAGAUACUUUACCAGUUUCUUUGCCUGACUGGUAAUUAAAUUGGCAGAUAUAGUAUUUUUCUUUCAAGACUGUACUGUACUGUGUACUACCCGAGAGCAAUAGCUGCUACCACGUGGGACUGGAAUCUCAGCUUCUCCUGAAUGGAUUUGGGAUGGCAUCUGGACGACUCGAGCUUCUCCUAUGACACCAGUCAAACCUUUCUUAGCUGGUGACGUGGUGCAGGAUGGAAACUGCCUCAGCCUGGUAGUAAAUGCACUCGGUUUGGGUCAGUAGCAUUCCUUUGGGAAUUUAAGUACUCCUCUUGGAAAAAAAAAAUUAGCAUUUGCUACCUCUCAAUUGGGAAACCACAGGAGAAAACAGGUGUCUCUGAAAAUGUAGCUGCUUUAGAGCAAGCAGAAUUCCGUGCUGUUUUGGGCUACUCUGCGUGUAGUUGAAAUCCCAAUCUGUAACUUCAGCUUCCACUUUGAUGCAGAGACUGGCAAUGAAAGUCAACACCUAUUAAGGCAGGCAGAAUUCCAGCCAUCUUCAGAGAGAUAGGGUCUCACCCUGGAUUUUCUUAUUUGAAAUGACAAACACUUUCUUUCUGCCAUAGCUAGUUACAUUUUCAGUGUAGCCAAAUCCUACCUCUAAGCAAACGCCUUUCCAGUGUUUCUAAGCUUGGACAGUUUGGGUCUGAAUCAUAAACAGGUCACUGCAGUUGGAUUAAAACAGUGCAGGUGACAGAGGUUUGUUAUCUAGGAAAGUUUUAAGAUUCUCAUAAAUUGGAUGUAGGCAUAAAAAGAGUUGGCAAUUUGCAAAUGAACCUCAGAGUUUAUUUUUAAUAAAGGUAUAAAACUUUUAGCACCUCA
Molecule: messenger RNA, 3659 nt
Organism: Numida meleagris (helmeted guineafowl)
Lineage: Eukaryota; Metazoa; Chordata; Aves; Galliformes; Numididae
Product: high mobility group protein HMGI-C-like
Exons: 6
Coding region: 597-1034 (145 amino acids)
Biological process (GO): regulation of DNA-templated transcription
Cellular component (GO): nucleus; chromatin
Molecular function (GO): transcription coregulator activity; DNA binding
Source: RefSeq, a predicted model, not a curated record